UUGCCUCUAAGCUUCUCCUUGUUCUUCAUAUGUUCUUAUUCUUCUCCACCACCAUCAUUUUCUUUUUUUUUCUAAAAAAUAAAAAAUAAAAAUCUCACCUUUUAAACCCACAAAACCAUAAAUUUCUCAAAACCCCAAAUCUUUUUUUCCUCUCUUCCUAUGCAAUAACACAAAAAAAAAAAAAAAAAAAAAAAAAAAAACAAUAUUUUUUUGGUAACAUCAAUAUGCUUCUUCUUCAUCAUAAUCUUGGAAAUUCCUUUGUUAUAUUUACAUUUUUUCUAUGUUCUUUAUGUCUAUUGAUAGAAGCAAAUUCAUCUAUUUAUGAAGUUCUUAAAUCCCAUGGAUUACCAAUGGGAUUAUUACCAAAGGGUGUGAGGAAUUUUACAUUAGAUAACUCUGGUAAAUUUGUGGUUCAUUUAGAUCAACCUUGUAAUUCAAAAUUUGAGAAAAAAGAAAAUGAAUUACACUAUGAAAGAUAUGUAUCAGGGACUUUAAGUUAUGGACAGAUCGAUUUAAUUACUGGUAUUUCAGCUAAAGAUUUGUUUUUGUGGUUUCAAGUCAAGAAAAUAUAUGUAUCUUCAUCAAGUUCUGGUGUCAUUUACUUUGAUGUUGGAGUUGUUUCUAAGCAGUUUUCAUUAUCUUCAUUUGACAAUCCAAAAGAAUGUGUUGCUGUUCAGGUUACUACAGAUCUUGAAGAUGAUGUUGCCAACUCUAAGAGUCUAUCCAGGAAGAUUCAAUACAAGCUUGAUCAGGGGAAGAAUAUUGGCAGUGCUGUUUUGUAGAAUAUGCUGGUCAAAAAUUUGGUUACAAGAAUUGCACAUAGCUCAAUCAAGUUCUUUGGAUGUCUGUCAUUCCUUGUAUGUAAAUGUCUGCAGAGAGUUUUGUCUGUCACAAAUUGUGCUAUGCUGGUUUGCUAAAGACAGAUGCGAAUUCAGAAUCUAGAGUCAGUGAGUGAAAGUUGGAAUCGAAUAUUAGAAAUUGGAGGAAAACAAGAGAGUUGAUGCCAAUUGCUACAAGGGCAUCUUAGAGUACAUGGGGGUAUAGGGGGAUACAGGUCAUCUGCUCAAAAAUGUGAAAUUUCUUUCUCAGAUAAGGUUUGUUUCUUUUGUUGGAUUCAUUUAUGGACAUAGUUAUAAAUUAUCACUUUUUGUAGUUGGAGACAUAGAAUAUGAAAUAAUGAAAUAAAUUUGCAUUUUUUUCUUUCUUGUACUA
This is a messenger RNA of Lycium ferocissimum, 1212 nucleotides long. RefSeq lists its product as uncharacterized. The transcript has 2 exons. The coding region runs from base 225 to 782 and encodes 185 amino acids. Lineage: Eukaryota; Viridiplantae; Streptophyta; Magnoliopsida; Solanales; Solanaceae. The record is from RefSeq and is a predicted model, not a curated record.